Messenger RNA from Telopea speciosissima, 423 nucleotides. Its product is annotated as dynein light chain 1, cytoplasmic-like. Gene Ontology annotation, biological process: microtubule-based process. Gene Ontology annotation, molecular function: dynein light intermediate chain binding; dynein intermediate chain binding. Bases 92 to 385 code for a protein of 97 amino acids. NCBI's taxonomy places the organism in Eukaryota, Viridiplantae, Streptophyta, Magnoliopsida, Proteales, Proteaceae. The record is from RefSeq and is a predicted model, not a curated record. The transcript has 2 exons. Gene Ontology annotation, cellular component: dynein complex.
UUGUUCUUCCCCUCUUCCCCGACCAUUUUAUACGAUCCCUUGCAACACCCUCGCCAUAUUAGAAGGCAAGGCAGUCAUUAGCGACACUAACAUGCUUCAAACCAUGCAAGAUGAAGCACUCUAUCUUGCCGCCAAAGCACUCGAUGUCUUUGAUAUCACAGAUUCCACCCAGAUUGCUCGCUUCAUUAAGCAGGAGUUCGACAGGCUUCAUGGACUUGGGUGGCAAUGCAUCGUGGGAAUAGGUUUUGGUUCAUUCUUGAUUCAUGUCUGUGGCUGCUUCAUUCACUUCUGCAUCGGUAGCCUUGCAAUUUUGCUUUUCAAGUGUGCCACGGGUCCCGAGGCUGAGAAGGAACUUUUCACAGCUUUGGAGCCGGUGAAGGAAUGAAAUUGUUUUUCGUUGUUCUGUAUUUUUCUGGGUUUACC